Molecule: messenger RNA, 4113 nt
Organism: Durusdinium trenchii
Lineage: Eukaryota; Dinophyceae; Suessiales; Symbiodiniaceae
Source: the annotation of a GenBank genome assembly
AUGCCUUUUGAGCCAGCGGAGAGCAAUGCCUGGGCGGGCUCCUAUGCCAUGCUCAAGCUUUGCAAGGAGCUCCAAACCAGUCAGAGUGCCUCAACCUUGAGCCCUUCAAGUAGUGGCUCGAGCACCAGGAGCAAUAGCAAGCGUGGCCUGGCAGACCUCAGGGACUAUGCAUCUGUACGCCAUGCGGAGCUUUGGAAGUGGCUCUGGCUGGAUUUCUCCACCCCAGUGCAUUCAGAGGUGCCUCGCUUGAUCCGCAAGAACAUGCGCCAGUGCAACAGGAAUCACCUGGAUCUUGAAGCAUUGCAGCCGAUUCGAGAAGAGACGGUGGGCCUUUCUCAGAGCAAAGUCUCGCUCUUCAAGGAAGGCUCCACUGGUGCUGCGGUCUUCACCCUGGUGUCCUCUGCCAUGGGGGCCGGUUGCCUAUCGUUGCCCUUCAUGCUGAGGACAUCAGGCAUCAUCCCUGGGAUCUUCAUGUUGGCCCUUGGUGCUGUUCUAGCGCACCUCUCCUUGGUCGUUUUGAUGAGCUGUGCACGCUACACUGAAUCAGAUAGCAUGGCGCAACUCGUGGGCCUGGCAUCCUCUCGCCCCGGUCGCGCCGCGCCCGCGCGCGCGGUGGACGUGGUCAUCGCAGUCUACGGGAUUGCAGCAGUUUUGUGCUACCUCAUGUUCAUUGGGGACUUCUUUCUCGGCAUUGCACAGUCGCCCUUGCUGCAGCUCGAUGUUUCACGAGAGACGCUGAUCGUGGUUAUCUCUAUGGUAGUGGUGUGGCCACUCUCAUUGCCUCGAAAGCUCUCGGCACUACGACACGUCUGUGUGCUGAGCGUCCUAGCGAUCUCAUUGACCGCCUUGGUGGUCGCGCUGAAGACGCCCAGCUACGCGCGGCUCGGGAGCCAGGGAGCUGACGCGGAGAAGUGGCAGUUGGUAUGGUGGAAAUCGGAUCCGUAUGCAUUGCUACAAUCCUUCAGCAUUGCCCUGUUUUCCUUCGCCGCGCACACGAACGCAGUGCCCGUGGCCACCUCACUCCGUCAGGCGGAUGGUGCCACCAUCUGGCGAGCUGCUCGACCGAUCGUGUCUCUUUGUACUCGGCGCCUCGGAGUGGACGUUGGAGCGACGAAGCGGCGUUUCCGGCCCUUCCGUUUGGUGAAGGGUGAAGCAGGGAUCGCGGCGGAAAACGUCUCCAGCGUACGUCUCAACGUCGUUGUCCGCGCCAUGGCGGACAACGACGAUGACGAUAUCUUCAAUGAGGACCACAGCAGCUCCUCCCCUGCACCUGCUCCAAUGCCCACUCCGCAGCCGAGGGCUGCGCCAGCCCCUGCGCCACAACGCUCGGUAUCGCCUGCGCGGUCAGCGUCUGGAGUGUGCACCCUUACGAUGGGCGCCCAUUCGGGGCAGCCCACAAUGGCCGCUCCGGGCACUUCUGACUUCAAGGAGGGCGAUUGGAUUUGCGCCCGCUGUGGCGAUCACCAGUUCGCGCGGAACCCCGGCUGCCGCCGCUGCGGCGCCGCCCGGCCGACGGCCGUGCCCUCCGCCGAGGCAGUCCCGCCGGUACCGCCGAUCCCCAUGCCGGUGCAGCAGAUGAGCCCACAGAAUGCCUGGGCCAACUACGGAGGAGCUCUUGCGCCCGCUCUUCCUCGUCACGCACCGAGUUACAAACCCAAAUAUCCCAGCGAUCCCAACGUCAAGCUCCGCCGCGCAGUGAUGAAUGAUGAUCGGGAAGCAUUCUUACAAGCGCUGAACUGCGGUGGGAGUGACGAGGGUCGGGACGGCGCCGGCAAGUGCGUCUUGCAUUACGCCGCCCGGGGGGGCCAGCUGUGGUUCCUACACCAAUGCUUAGAACGAGGCUUCGACCCCAAUGCCAAAGACCUCUAUGGCACCACCGUGGUCGAUGAAGCGGAAUACUGGAGCAUGAAGUACAGCAGCAACGAAGAACGCCAACAAUGCCUGCAAUGCCGCAACCUCUUGGCCGUCUACGGUGGCCGCCGGGGCGAUUCAGUCGACAUGCGACGGCAUCGGGUGAAGCUUGAAAACCUCCUUGGAAGAGACGGCCGAGACAGGUUUUGGUUGCCUUGGCACGAGGAUUUGAGCAUCAUCGCCAGGCGCUGGGAAGCCAUGCGGAAUGAUCCCAAUGUCCAGGUGUCAAACUCCUGGAGCUUGGAACGAGAAGUGAAGCCUCUCCUGGAGCUCCCCCCAGUGACUGGGGACCCCUUCGACCCCUUGAGCUCCGACAGCGACGCCACAGCCGGAACGGCUCCUGCGCAAACUGCCACGGCUCCUGCGGUGACACCCGGUGCCAGGAGCACUGCGGCUGCCGAGGUUCCACAAGCCACUCCAAACGGAGCUUUGGACUACGGGAACUACUACAGCACUUGGGCCGACCCGGCAGUCUUCCAGCGCGUGAGCGCGGAGUUACGCGAUCGACAUUUGGCCUGGCAAGCGAAAGCCCCUCACCUCACCGAGUGGUGGCCGGCGGUCUUCCAUGCAGCAGACGAGUUCACCGAAGCAGCCGUGGAGCGGAGACUACGCACCGAUCACUCCCUUGGAUCCGAACAACCAUGUCUACAAGUUCUGACGAUUCCAACGCGGCACGCGGAGACGGGGGAUGAUGGAACGCUGCGCUGGGCCGCCGUGGUGUGCAUUGAAUUCGUCUUCUACCUGCUCAUGGGCCUGGCUGGAUAUGUCUCUUUCCGAGGGUACACGGAGCAGGAUUUCAUCCUCAACUAUCGCAACGAUGACAUGACAAUGUUCGUGGUGCGCUGCGUCUACGGCAUCGUGGUUUGCUUGGGUGCUCCCAUCAAUCUCUCGCCCGCGGCUUCAAGCAUCUUGGGCCUGCUUGGGCGUCGUGACCGGCCUGGCAGGCACUUCAUGGUGGUGUCGACCAUCAUCGCAACUUGUGUCGCUAUUGCCUUGUGGUGCAAGCAGGUCGCCGCCGUGAUCGGCCUCAUCGGGGCCAGCUUCGGUUCGUUGAUCGUAUUAGCCUGGCCUGCGAUGAUCUACCGAAGGGCUCUCUUCGACAUGCACCCCAAAAGAAUGUCCAAUGCGAUCUUCUAUUCGCUCUCCCUCGGUGACCGACGGCAGGACCAAACUGGGGAUGUCCUGAGCGAUGCGCUCGGCAUGGGAAGAGCAUCCCGGAUCUUGGCGAACCCUUGGGCGUUUGAGGUGCUUGGCAUGAGGCUGUUGGGGGAAGAAGAACCGCCGAACAUGACCGAUGCGACGAGGCUGCAUGUCAAUUCGGUGGAGCAAGCUGCGGUACUUGACAGGUUGCACAUCUUGGCAUUUAUCAUCAUGUUCCGGGCAGAUUUCAGGGUCAGUUUUGGUGCUGUGGCGCCAGCUCACUGUGCCGUAGUCCACCACAAGCCCACAGAGCAGGAUCAGACGAGUCUGCCCACACGGUGGUUGGGCCUUCAAUCCCGGUUUCUGUUGCUGCGGGUGGUCGAAGGACUUCAGGUCUUUCAGCAGUCAGUCUCAGUCGAGACCCUGCGAGAGAUCGCUGAAGGCCUUAUGGAGGAAUCCCAGGACAAAGAAAGGUGGUCCUUGAAAGCUGAGCAAGAUCAGGACUUCAUCCGGAAAUAUCCCGAGCUGGUGGCGGAGUACAACGAGUGGCUGGAAAGUCGAAAAGCCGAGGUGGUCAAGGGUGGCAAAGAAGGUGUGGCAAAGGGCACGACCUUGCAGGGCUCGGGCUCGGCGUCCAGCUCAAGGCUUCGUGGCAAGCUGGUGCCAGAGGUGCGCGAGUGCCUCUUGUCCGGGCCAAAGACGACGGAGGAGAUGAAGAAGCUGGUCCAGCGGAAGCACCCCACCUUGGAAAUCCGCGAGGAAGAUCUCAUCAGCACAUUGAAUGCCAAGGAGUUGGACGCCCUGCAGGUCCGUGGCGUUUGGGUCCUGGCCGGGACUGGCACCGAGUCACACGACAAGUUCCGCAAGACCUUGUUGACCCUCUUCAAAAGCAAGGACUCGGUGACGCGGCAAGAUGUCAUGGAAGAGUACGAGCGCGUUCAUGGCGAAAGGUGCAAGUUGAGUGACUACAUCAUCCGCCAACAGUUGCGGGAGAUCGCCGAGAAGAUCGAAGACGGCCGUCAAACCGUCUAUGUGGUGAAAGGAGCCUUGCAAACUCGGUGA